CACAAACGGCUACCUUCACUCUCUCUCUUAACUUCUUUUGCAUCAAAAAUAGUUUCAACCUUAAUUCUCGCAUACUAUUACCAAACUCAUUUUCCAGGAAAAGAAAUAUUUUCUCAGGAAAAGUAAAAACUCAAAACACUUUGCUAAGAAUUGGAGAAUUUGUAAAGCCCAAGCUCUCAGGCUAUUCUAUUCUUCAGAAAAUUACACGAAAUUACACGUUUGAAAAGAUAGACGAAAAUUUGAAAGCCGAAACGCUCUCUAUUGUACAGGUUCUGCAACAUGUCCAGCAUUCAAAAUGAUCCGCUUCUGCAAGUGGAGACAACUUGUGGAACACUUCUAUAUGAACUUCAGAUAAUCUGGGAUGAAGUUGGCGAGACAGACACUGAUAGGGAUAAAAUGCUGCUUGAGCUCGAGCAAGAAUGUCUUGAAGUAUACAGAAGAAAGGUGGAUCAGGCGAACCGGUGUAGAGCGCAGCUGAGGCAGACAAUUGCAGACUCUGAAGCCGAACUUGCAGCCAUUUGUUCUGCAAUGGGGGAGCGACCAGUACAUAUUAGGCAGUCUGAUCAAAAUAUCGGAAGCUUGAAGGAAGAGCUUAGGAGAAUUCUUCCUCAAGUGGAAGAAAUGCGAAAAAGAAAAAUAGACAGAAGAAACCAAUUCGUUGAUGUUGUGGAGCAAAUACAGAUGAUAAAAAAUGAGAUUCAUGGAUCAGCAGUAUAUACUUCUUCAAAAGCAGUUGUGGAUGAAGCAGAUUUAUCUCUUAGAAAGCUUGAGGAAUUUCACAGAGAGCUCCUUGAACUCCAGAAAGAGAAGAGUGAUCGGUUGAAGCAGGUUCAGGAACUCCUAAACACUUUGAACUCUCUUUGCUUAGUGCUUGGUACGGAUUUCAAGCCCACAGUUAGUGAAGUCCAUCCUAGUUUAGGUGACUCUGAAGGAUCAAGGAGUAUAAGUAAUGAUACUAUUGAACGAUUGACUAUUGCAAUACACAAACUGCGAGAGGUUAAGAUACAGAGAAUGCAGAAGCUGCAAGAUCUUGCUACUACCAUGUUGGAGCUAUGGAAUUUGAUGGAUACACCGAUUGAAGAGCAGCAGAUAUUUCAGAAUGUUACCUGUAAUAUUGCUGCUUCUGAACAUGAAAUAACUGAACCCAACACUCUCUCUGUGGACUUCAUUAAUUGUGUGGAGGCAGAGGUGUCCCGGUUGGAAGAGUUGAAGUCGAGCAAAAUGAAAGAACUUGUUUUGAAGAAGAGAUCAGAGCUAGAGGAGAUCUGCAGAAAAACACACAUGGUUCCAGAAUAUGAUAGUUCAAUGGAAUAUGCCAUUGAAGCCAUCGAGUCUGGAGCCAUGGACCCAGCUAGCAUUCUUGAACAGAUUGAACUUCAAAUAGCCAAGGUUAAAGAGGAGGCUUUUAGCAGGAAAGAAAUACUCGAAAAGAUUGAGAAAUGGUUGGCAGCGUGCGAAGAGGAGUGCUGGCUUGAGGAGUACAACAGGGAUGAAAACCGAUACAAUGCUGGAAAAGGUGCUCAUCUUAUUCUAAAGCGUGCUGAGAAAGCUCGUUCCUUGGUUAAUAAACUUCCAGGAAUGGUGGAGGCAUUGGCUUCAAAAACCUUAGCAUGGGAAAAGGACAGAGGUGUUCAGUUCUUAUAUGAUGGUGUUCGUUUACUUUCCAUGCUUGAAGAAUACACGAUAUUACGACAAGAGAAGGAACAAGAACGUCGUAGGCAGCGGGACCAAAAGAAACUUCAGGGUCAACUUAUAGCAGAGCAAGAGGCACUUUAUGGAUCAAAACCAAGCCCUUCAAAGGUUCAGAGUGUGAAAAAAGCCCCUAGAGUUUCAACUGGUGGUGCAAGCAGUAGGAGACUCUCAGUAGGAGGAACAAUGCUUCAGACUCCUAAACCUGAUCUACUUGGUUCCGCAAAAGCUACUCCCCAUUCACGUCAAAUAAGAAAAACUGACCGGAUACUCCAGAAUGACAAUUCAAAUCUCCAACAUGAUGAUGGUUUCUCUGCUGUAUCAGCUGGUAGAAGAUGCUUGGACAUGGCUGGUGUUCCCAUGAAAAAACACUCCUUAGGCAGUAAUGCUUUUAAUGCUUGCGAACCAGAGUCUCCACUGAUACGAAAACCAUUUUCACCCAUCUCUUCCACAACGUCAUCAAAAUCCAAUAUGGCAAACUUGUUGGAUGAUUUUAGUACCAACAACAGUGAGACGACAUUACACAAAACCAUUCCACCUAAUGAUUUGUCAUGCACAACUCCUUUGAAAACAACUACUGUUGUGGAUGAAGAAAACAGGACUCCCAAGGCAAUGCCAAUUCCUCUGCUGCCCCCUACACCUUCAACAGUGUCAGUGCCAAUGCAAACGGCCAUGACUCCUGCUCCUGCACCAACUGCACCUAUCCCUUUCAGUGCUAAUCCAGUUCAUGAAAUUCCAGAAGAGAUCGAGUAUUCAUUUGAGGAAAGAAGAGCCGGAUUUGUUCUACCAAAAUCCCAAAUUAAGCCAAUGAUACCGGUUUGAUGUUUCAGCAACAUGAAUCGAUCCAUAUUGUUUUUAUUCUCAAAUUUUUUAGAACUGUAGUGGGGUAUAAGUCAAUUGUAAUUGGCUUUUUUUCAGAUUGUGUACAUAGUCUACGAUCUCUGACCGUGGACUAAGUUGUUUAAAAAUUAUCUUCAUUGCUUAAUUUGAGAUUUUACUUUGGGAAUGGCUUCAAA
This is a messenger RNA of Pistacia vera, 2705 nucleotides long. RefSeq names its product 65-kDa microtubule-associated protein 3. Bases 280 to 2511 code for a protein of 743 amino acids. NCBI's taxonomy places the organism in Eukaryota, Viridiplantae, Streptophyta, Magnoliopsida, Sapindales, Anacardiaceae. The transcript is spliced from 14 exons. Gene Ontology annotation, biological process: microtubule cytoskeleton organization. Gene Ontology annotation, molecular function: microtubule binding. The record is from RefSeq and is a predicted model, not a curated record. Gene Ontology annotation, cellular component: spindle; cytoplasm.